GUAAAAAAUAGUAGAGGGGCAUAUUUGAUAAACGACAUAGUAAAGGGACAUAUUAUACCUAUAACCCAAAAUAUAACCCUAAAUUUUAAGUGCAUACUAGAUCACUAGUAAAAUGUAAUUUACCCCCAACAAUAUCAUUUCACACCUCUUUUUUAAGUUGCCAAGGCAAUGGGUGAAACGUCGUCGUUCGAUCGAAGACCAUCCACGUCAUCUGCUUUUAUCCAGAUACGUGGACCAUCCGUCUCCCGCCAUUACAUUAAAAAACGAUGCCGUUCCCACCACUUCACUACCGCCAUGGCUUUCCCUCUCAUCCCUCCGCCGGCGCCGCCGAACCUCCUCCCAUCCUCCGUCGCAUUCACCCGCCGCUCCCUCCUCCUCUCCACCUCCCUCUCCUCCAUCACCCUUCCUCCACCGUCGCCGCCUCCACCAGACACCACGGUGACCGACAGAAUCUUCAUGGACUUCUCCAUCUGCCCGGCCUACUCCAAACCUGACCGCACCGUCUCCGACACUGUCGCCACGCUCUGCACCGAGCCGUUCCUCCUCGGCCGCCUUGUCCUCGGCCUCUACGGCCACUUGGUUCCCACUACCGUCUCCAAUUUCAAAUCCAUGGUCAAUUCGUCUUCCUACAAGAACACCCUCGUCCACAAGGUGCUCCCGGGUCAAUUCUUCCUCGCCGGAAGGCAGGGGAGGAGGGAAUUGGGCGAGGUCAGACCCCCCGCUGACUUGCCGAGAAACGUCGAGGCCGUCGAUCCCAAGGCCUUUCGGCUCGCCCACUCGAAGGCCGGUGUUCUGUCGCUGUGCUUGUCGGAGAACGAUGAUGAGGACGAUGUGAAGCUCGAUCCGAACUACAGGAAUGUCGAGUUCUUGAUUACUACCGGGCCGGGUCCGUGCCCUGAGUUGGAUGGCAAGAACAUUGUGUUUGGACAUGUGCUUGAAGGUAUGGACGUCGUGACAGCGAUAUCUUCCAUCCCAACCUACAAACCGGGGGAAAGGAUCCGGCAGUUCAACGACUUUGCCGAGUUCCUGGGCGACGAGAGGGCACUGAACGCGCGAUCGAGCUGGAACCGGCCACUGAAAACCGUGUUCAUCAGCGACUGCGGGGAGCUGCGAGUCACUAAGCCAUCCCUUUCUCCCUCUUUACCUUAGCAGUAUGUAUAUGCCUAUUAGCUUUUCUUCCCUACUGUCAUAUCAUUACUUUGGUUGAUCUCGUCCGUGGUCCUUCCAAUUUGGCUUCUACUGAAGUUGCUUCGCUCUCACGUUUCUUUCCUAAGGCGUGAUGAGCAACAGUGUACGCAGAUUGAUUUGUUCCUUCUUUGGACUUUUGGGGCUGGGGCCGCACAUUUUGUGAAGUGAGGCAAAUUGGCAUGCUCCCUGGCCUCCAUAUGGGUCGAUAAUGUAGGGACUUGUUCCCAAGCGGUGUCGUUUUCGUGGGAAAAGAUGUUUAGGUUCCAUUUUAUUUUCGACUUUUUCAAGUCCUUUUCUUCUCUUUUUAACUUUUAAGUAUAUAGUAAUAUGAUGUCAUAAAUUUAAGGCUGAUAUCUAUAUCGGUGCAAAUGUGGUUCAAGCAAGCGUAUUUCGUUUGGAGUUCAUACAACACAACUCGAGUUCAGACAACAGAUUACAGAUGUCGGUAUGAAUAGUGAAUACAACGUGAAUACAACCCUAUCUCGUUCGCCGUAAAUUUUGGCUAACUUGGUUAUAGUUAGAUGCUAAUUAUA
Linum tenue is the source of this 1721-nucleotide messenger RNA. The record is from the annotation of a GenBank genome assembly. Lineage: Eukaryota; Viridiplantae; Streptophyta; Magnoliopsida; Malpighiales; Linaceae.